AUGGCAUCCCCGAGUACCACGUGGAAAGAGACGAUUGCGCUCGAUGAGUCUACACGAUUUGAUUCAGAGGCUGACAUGCUGACAUCUGUCCAAAGACGUCAUAAUGAGCUGAAUCGUUGCCCGGGUAAAGCCUUUCAUCGCAAGCAGAUCUUUGCAGGGCAAGGGACGUUUGAGGUUCUACCUGACCUACCUCCUUAUGCUCGGUUUGGAGUAUUCUCUCAACCACAUGUUUUCCAGAGCCUGAUACGCCUGUCUAAUGGAAGCUGGGGAAACUACCCUGAUUCUAGGCCUGAUUUUCGAGGUUUUGCCAUCAAGGUCUUGGAUGUCAAGGGCCCUCGACUCAGUGGUCAAUUUUCCGACGAUACGCAUCAUAUCCUGAUGAUUCAAACAGACCCUUUCGGCGCAAACAGCUUCGACUUCAUCAAGUCGGUUCAGGAGAUGGAGGCGAACAACACCGAACCUGACGCAGAACAUCUGAAAUUCCAUGGUUUCACCAGCAGUGUAUUUAAUACCCAGACCCCGUUCUGUGUGGGACCAUACGCUGCUCGCGGUCGGCUCAUUCCGUCACAAGAAGCAAGCAAUGCUUCGGCUUCGGCUGAAGUUGGGGCUUCUUUGGUCCCGCGUCUGCCAUUCACAUGGAAAUACCAGCUUCAAUUCUACGUGAAUGACUCGGCCACUCCGAUUGAAGACGCAACAAAGACGUGGGACGAGAAAGAAUCGCCAUUCAUUACAGUGGCCAGUCUUCAUAUACCAGAACAAGAAACUAGUUUGUCUUUCCGUGAGGACAUUCACACCUCACCCUUUUACCUGUGGGACACUAUCGAAGCCCACAGACCCCUGGGUGAGGUGAAUCGCGCGCGAAGGGUGGUAAUGAGGGCUAGCGUACGAACUCGGCGUGCAGACGCAGAUGGGGACGAAAAGUCCUCGCCAAAUCCCGCGACAAAAUAG
Beauveria bassiana ARSEF 2860 is the source of this 948-nucleotide messenger RNA. Its product is annotated as Catalase-like domain, heme-dependent. The transcript has a single exon. The coding region runs from base 1 to 948 and encodes 315 amino acids. The record is from RefSeq and is a predicted model, not a curated record. NCBI's taxonomy places the organism in Eukaryota, Fungi, Ascomycota, Sordariomycetes, Hypocreales, Cordycipitaceae. Gene Ontology annotation, molecular function: heme binding.